CGAGGCACGUGUUGUGUAGAAUAGAGCAGCAUAAUCAUUAAUUUAGCAAUGCCAGGGAGGAGGGAAAGGAGUUUUAACUAGUUAGUUAGCGGACAUAUCUCGCAGGCAAAAGGCCUCCGCCAAAUUUAGGGGAGGUGGGAGUAAGGAGAGAAAAGGACCACCUAUUACAAGCAGGAAAAAGAGAAAAGAGGAGGUUCCUUUGCAUUCUCUAGAAGGGAUUGUGACUGAUUUCACAGAGGAUUGCACGCCCGUUGAAUUCAUUGGGCUUUUUAAUCUUGUCUUUUGAUUGUUUCAAGAGGGGGGUUGGGGGGGAAGAAGUAUAGAAGGAAUCAAUGGUGAAGAUCUGAGACAAGGCAGCCAUGGCGCCCAGCUUUGACUGUGUGUCCAAUGUGCUUGAGAAUGGUUCGCAUUUCGAAUCCUGGGACAACCAGGGCGAUACCCAACAGACCCAUUUGUCCCUGUCUUUCUUUGCAGCUGAGGAUGAUGAGUCGCUCUCUGUGCUGCUCCAAAAAGAGCCCGAGUUCAUGCCCAAGCAAGGCUAUGUGGAGCGGUUCAGGAAUCGAACCCUUGAUCUUAACGCUCGCAGGGAGGCUGUCAACUGGAUUCUCAAGGUGCAUUGCUUUUAUAAUUUUGGGUCCCUGACUGGCUACCUGGCUGUUAAUUACCUGGAUCGGUUCCUUUCGAUAUUUAAGCUGCCACAAGGUACCUGCAAGGCUUGGAUGCUCCAGCUGGUCUCUGUUGCUUGCUUGUCUCUGGCGGUUAAAAUGGCGGACAUUCAUGUUCCCCUUCUUCAAGAUUUGCAGGGGGAGGAUGCAAAGUUCAUAUUUGAUGCACAUACUAUUCAAAGAAUGGAGCUUCUGGUUCUGAGCACACUGCAAUGGAGAAUGCACUCUGUUACGCCAUUUUCCUUUGUUGAUUACUUCGUCUCCAAAGCCAUUGAACGGAACAAUGUCACUCCCGUACAUCUGAUUGAGAGGGCUGUUGAGCUCAUUCUUAACACUGUCAAAGUGGCAGAUAUGGCAGAAUACAAGCCAUCUGCCAUUGCAGCAGCAGCAGUACUGUGUGCAGCUGAGGAAGUGGUACCUCUGGAAGCAGCCCAUUACAAGAGGGUUCUAUCUUCUUGCAGCAAUGUGGACAAAGAAAGAAUGUUUGGGUGUUACAAUCUGAUCCAGGAAAUUAUGAUAGAGAAUUCCUUCACAAGAAGCAAGAAAAACCAGAUAUCAGGAGGAUCCCUAUCAGCAGCAAAAACUCCUACUGGAGUUCUUGAUGCAGGGGCAUGUUUCAGCAGCUGGGACAGUGACAAAACAAGUGCUACUCGCACCUCAAGCAUAAGCGUGGAGCCAUAUGCCAAAAGGAGAAAACUGAAUGAAUUCUGCAGCUCAGUGUUCGUUUCUGAAGUACAGCCAUGCUGACAGAAGGCUGUGGUUUUUGGGGGAGGGUUUUUGUAGGGUUUUAGAGGCAGGAGUCUCUGCAACUGUUUAAAACUUUUGUUGGUUUAUAAACAAAUCUGCUUCUGGCUUUUACCCAUUUAUUGAACAUGGCAUUGAGAAGGCAAAGGUUUCUUUCCAAACUCUCUGGUUAAAAUGCAAGAUAAAUGGAUAUAACAGGCCAUCAGCUUGAAUUUUUAUGCUUACGGAGUCUGAUCUCCUCUUCUCAUAA
This is a messenger RNA of Cryptomeria japonica (Japanese cedar), 1659 nucleotides long. Its product is annotated as cyclin-D3-1. Gene Ontology annotation, molecular function: cyclin-dependent protein serine/threonine kinase regulator activity. The record is from RefSeq and is a predicted model, not a curated record. NCBI's taxonomy places the organism in Eukaryota, Viridiplantae, Streptophyta, Pinopsida, Cupressales, Cupressaceae. Gene Ontology annotation, cellular component: cytoplasm; cyclin-dependent protein kinase holoenzyme complex; nucleus. The coding region runs from base 360 to 1412 and encodes 350 amino acids. Gene Ontology annotation, biological process: mitotic cell cycle phase transition; regulation of cyclin-dependent protein serine/threonine kinase activity. The transcript is spliced from 6 exons.